Messenger RNA from Suillus subalutaceus, 685 nucleotides. RefSeq lists its product as uncharacterized. The record is from RefSeq and is a predicted model, not a curated record. Bases 167 to 652 code for a protein of 161 amino acids. The transcript is spliced from 3 exons. NCBI's taxonomy places the organism in Eukaryota, Fungi, Basidiomycota, Agaricomycetes, Boletales, Suillaceae.
GUCGUGCCAAGUCAACCAAGUCAGUUACGGUACUCAGACAUAUGAUUAUUGAAGGUCUCCAAGUUAAGACUUGCGAGGAACGCAUCGGCCGAUUAUCGCAAUUCUGCCAGACGUCGUCUACAACUCACGCAAAAAAAUUCGAAUCAGAAGGGCUACUACAGCCUACAUGCAGGCCAGGCCAAGCUCAGGCGCAGGAGAAUCUGGUCUGAAGUCGAAUAAGUAUUUCAGGGAGAGUGGGCGUCCAUCGCUGCACGUUCCGUUGCAUCAUAUCUGCCCAGAUCCCAUAUCGUUCACCCUCAGCCUUAGAGACCACUGUCCUCUUCACCACAUCCUGAGUUUCUUUUGGGACGAAUGGCGUGUGAGCAUGCGCGUAUGUACUCAGGGCUCUCAGAAACACCUGCCGAGACUCGGAUCCCUGGGACCCGAGCAUACAUACUUCUUUCCGCACCCCCAAACCACAGAAUCAGUAUGUUUGGCAGCAAUGGAGCCUAUUCACUUCCUCCGGAUCGUACUCCGGAACCUGGACAAAGACCUGAACGGCUCUUUUGAGGGUUGUUUCUACGUGUACAUUUGGGACUUCAAUAAAGGAAACUUUGCUCGUUUGGAAAAUAUUGACGACACAGAUCCUCUCGUAUGCAUGCCUUGUCGGUAAGUUUAGUCAUCCUUUGAUAGCGACUAUGGACAU